Molecule: messenger RNA, 2493 nt
Organism: Pogona vitticeps (central bearded dragon)
Lineage: Eukaryota; Metazoa; Chordata; Lepidosauria; Squamata; Agamidae
Source: RefSeq, a predicted model, not a curated record
GAGGCGACGCUUCUCCCUUUCCGGAUUCCGAUUUUCUCCCCUAAAAUCAGGGUGUUUUUUUUUCCCCCUUCUUCUUCUUCCUCUCCCCGCAGCGGAGCUCGAUCGAAGGGGAAUUUUGGAAAGUGUUUGCUCUCAGCCGAAGGGGGGGGGGGAAGAAGGAAGGAGUGUUUAUUUAUUUUCUCCAAUUUUUUUAGCUUUUUUUAAAAAAAUGCAAGCGUGGCUUGUUGAUGAAGCGCACGGAUUUGGGAUUUAUUUUUGAAAACGAUUCCUCCCACUUUCCCAAAAAAUCUCCCUUCACCCGCAACAAUCCCGGCUCAAAACAACCCCUGCCCCCCCUCGCUCCCUCCUUCCCUCCCUCCUCCCUUCUUCUGUCCUUCCAAUUCCUGGAUGAACCCAUUGCUCUCGCCCAAGCGCUGGCAAAAAAAAGCAAGCAAGCUCCGGAAAACCUGCGAAAGGCAAUCCCGGCUCCAGCCCAGCGUUCGAUCCAGUCGCCCGACGCAGCCGGAGAAAGCGCCGCCGCCAAGACUCUCCAGCCUUCUUGCCUGCUCCCAGCCCGCCGCCUCCGUCGCCUGAUUUUUAGGAUCGCCAAGAACUACGGAUCCCUUUUCAGGAGAAGCCUAAGGAGGUUCAUUCCCGAUUAUUAUUAUUUGAAGGGGGGGGGAGAAAUCUUUUUUUAAAAAAAUCUGAACCCCCUCUUCUUCGCUCGGCCGUUUAACCCCCUCCGUGCAAAUUUCAUUUUAUUGCAUUUAUGAUUCUUUAAUUGAAGGGGAGGGAAGCCAGCGGCGCGUGUUUUCGGGGGGGGGGAGGAGGUCACGUCCAACAUCUGGCUGGAUCUCUCCUUCUGAGGAGGGGAGGGGUUUGCAGCUGGCUUCAUUCCCCCCCCUCCCCGCCUUCCUAUGAAUUAAACCCGUCCAAUCGGGGGUGGCUCCUUGGACUUUUAUUAUCUACACGGCGAUGCUGCCACCGAGGCUGCCCGGGCCGGUGGCGUCCCGAAUUCAUCUCGCCUUGUGACUGCCGAAAUCUUCUUCUUGUCUCCCUUCCUCCAUCCCAGGACAAGCCCCCCCCCUUUUAAAAAAAAUAUAUUUUUUGCAUUUGACACAUACACAAAAUGAACCCAAGGCCCUUUCCUCCAGCCUUCCAGAAGCUCUCUAUUUAUUUUCUUUUUUUCGCUCUGGCCGCGAAGGAUUGGACCGGCUCGGUGGGAAGAUCGGAAGCGUAAAUCAAUUUUUUUUUCGUGAAAAAGCUCUCCUGGGCAAUCUUCUCUCCCCCCCUUCUUCUUCUUGCUCCAGUUCUUUUCAAAGCCGGCUCGCCCUCUCUUUGAUCCAACCUUCCCCCCCUUUUUUUUUAAAUCAGUUUUUUCUUCUUCCGAUUUUGAACGAGACACCCGGCACCAUGAUCCUGGUGCGCAAAUUCCGCGUCCUGAUCCUGAUGGUCUUCUUGGUCGCCUGCACCCUCCACAUCAUGAUCGAUCUGCUCCACGCCGCCGGCAAGCAGCAGCCGCCGCCUCCGCCUCCGCCGCCCGGGGAAGAAGCUGCAGAUCCGCGGCCCCAAGCCGGCGCGGAGGCCGCGGGCUGGCCUAGCAAGCACACCCUGCGGAUCCUGCAGGAUUUCAGCAGCGACCCCAGCUCCAACCUCAGCUCGCAUUCCUUGGAGAAGACCCCGCCGGAGCGAGGCGGAGAAGGAGCCGAGGCUUUCCCCGAUCGCAACCGCAAAGCCUUGAUCCCGGAGCAGAGGCUGGCCUCGAACCCGCGGAGUCGAACGCCGCCGCCGCCGCUGCCUUCCGAAGGGACCGGGCGCCGGCGGGAGCUGCGGCCGGGGGAGCCCCCUUUCGGAGCCGGGGAGGACGCAGGGGCGGCUGCCGGAGGAGGCGGAGGAGAAGUCGGCGGGUUCUAUUCCAAGCUGGCGGCUCUCUUCCAGCACCCGCUCUACCAGCGGCCGCCGCCGGCGCUGGGCGACCACGAUGUCCUCUUCAAUGUCAACAGCGACAUUCGCUUUAACCCCAAAGCGGCGGAGAAUCCGGAUUGGCAGAACGAAGGCAACGAAGACGAGGAAUUCCUGCCCACGGGCGAAACGGCGAUCGACUCUUACCCCAACUGGCUAAAAUUCCAUAUUGGCAUCAAUCGGUAUGAACUGUAUUCCAGACAUAACCCGGCCAUCGGAGCCUUAUUGCAAGAUCUGGCCUCCCAGAAGAUAACAAGUGUUGCCAUGAAAUCAGGAGGCACUCAGCUCAAACUGAUCAUGACAUUCCAGAAUUACGGGCAAGCAUUGUUUAAGCCGAUGAAAGUUUUGGGGCAUUUGGUUGACAUUUCUCAGCUUGUGCAUGGUUCAGCCUUCAUAAGAGGAAGAAGACGCCACCGAGAACGAUCAAGGGAUCCAUCACUUUGCUUAUUCUUUCAAACGUUUUCUCCUGUUGGGCAAGGUUGCGAGAAUUUUGUGGCAUUUACAAACAGCGUUUUGUGCAUGCUGUCUAAUGAACCACACUGGCUGAAAUAG